This is a messenger RNA of Heterobasidion irregulare TC 32-1, 2197 nucleotides long. RefSeq lists its product as uncharacterized. The transcript is spliced from 3 exons. Bases 417 to 1631 code for a protein of 404 amino acids. NCBI's taxonomy places the organism in Eukaryota, Fungi, Basidiomycota, Agaricomycetes, Russulales, Bondarzewiaceae. Gene Ontology annotation, cellular component: cytoplasm. The record is from RefSeq and is a predicted model, not a curated record.
CCCUUGCAGCCUGGCCAUUUCGUCCUCUCCUUCCUUCUCCCACAUCACUUUCUCCCAUCCUGCUUUGAUCUUUUUCUUUCUCGGCUUCCCUCUUUUUCUCUUACAACCAGCAUUUCUCCAGGAAAGCGUGUCAGUAUCGGUUGAUUUGUUGAUUCCUUGGCGCUAGAAACCGACAAGGCACCGGAAGGAUUGGGACAGGAAACCCCGUGGUGUUUGUCGCUGAAUACAUAUUCGCUCACUUGAUCAAACACAACAUGCCCUCCGCGUCACACUCCCGGCACAGGUCUCACUCCGACCCCUUCAGCGAUCCUCAUUCCUCUCCAAACCCGCCUCCCCCUCCUCCAAAACACGCAUCGUCUCCAAAGCAAUCAAGCCGCUCUCGCCCCUCCACCGCUCCUAAACACAGAGACAACAUCAUGGACGCAGUCAGAGACACAGUCACCGUCCGUACAUCCGACCACCCUUCUCGCUCUCGCCCAUCCAGGAGUCAAUCCACUGCCCCGCCGACCCACUCAAAUCCGUCCCGCCCCCUACCAGCCCCCGCACGUCGGUCCCAUUCAGACGAGUCGGUUCCCCCAGCUGCUUCAGCAGACAAGUCCAAAGCAAACGCCCGUACAAGAACCGCCAAGAAGCCAUCGGUUCACGCAGAUGUCAUUGAUAGGCUUGAUUUUUCUGGAGUCGGGCCCAUGUUCCACCACGACGGUCCCUUUGACGCCUGUGCUCCAUCUCGCAACCGAACUCGUACCAAGGCUCCAAUGUACGCCUGGACUGGCAUAAAUCCUGAAGACGAGCAGGUCGCCGCCCAGUACCGUGAUAAGCGAUCUGGGCCUGCCGCCGUUGCUUCGACCACCUACAAUUCCCCUUACCCUCAGCGCAACGCCUACAAUGCCAUCCCAACGUCUCCCUACUAUCCUGAACCACCGAAGAAAGAAGUGGAUGCUAUCGCAGAAGCAUGGGGCAUUCACGAGCCAGAGCCGUACGAAGAGUUCUUCGCUGGUGGCGGAAAUAGAGAGGGCGAGGCCCCUGCCACAUACGGGCGAAGUGCCCGACGGUCCAAGGAAACGCGUGAGAGCGAGGAACUUCGUCGGGGCAACAAGCGCUCUGCUCUUCCUCCUCCUCAGCCCAUAUUUGUCGCUGAUGGGGCGCUCCCCGAGAACGACGCUUACCCGUCGUCUCCCCCUCUUAGCGCCGUAUCACCGGGAAUCAAGCGAAAUAAAUCUCUCAUGCAACGUAUUCGCAAGAUGCGCGAUUCUCCGAAUGUCCCUGUUGGGUUUGAUGACCUGGGCACACCCGCUAGUGGCAACGGGGAACAAUCACCCACAUCGUCAAACGAAAGUGCUGGUGGCGCUCAGUACUCUCGCCCUACCCACCGCACACAGAACUCUUUGCUUGGACGGCUCGGGGGUCGCCCUGGCCGCGAGAACGUAUCGCCAAGUGCAGAAGCGUACGUGUACGUCGAGGAUCCCAAGAUGAAGGAGCUGCCUGUGACGCCGGGAAGUCCGCACCCCAACCAUGACCGAGGCUACUUCGAUGGGCAACCUGCAUCCGCUCCAGGCGCAUCUCCAGCGGGCCUAGGCCGGAAGACGAGCUUGUUGAAGAAGGUAAAGGGCGUGGUGAAGGGUGCUAAGUAAGCAGAUGGUUAGAUGGUAAACCCCAGCGUCUGCAGUUCACUCAUCUUCGAGGCGUCGAUAUCUUGUCCCUCAGAGCUUGAUUCUGCGUUGGUCAUAUGCCGGCUUGUUUGACGCCUUCUCUUGUAAUCGUGUGACUCGACUCGUAGAGUUUUCUCCGUGGUAUAUCGAGAUUCUGUCUUCUUCCUGAUUCGAGCCUAUGCAACUUUUCAUCAUCCCCUUCUAUAUCAUUUACUGUAGCUGACUUUCAUUUCUAUAUCGCCCAUCCUCUCGCCUCCAAAUUACUCCUACGCUACGUUCUGUCCCGGACGCCCCCACCGAAGUCCCUCUUUUCGUCAGCAGUUUCUUCUUGACUGUUUCGCGUGUCCUUCUCUGUUUGUGAGGUCUUUCUUGCCGACCAGGAUGUACUUAUGUAUUCAGAGUUGCUACUACUGUACGUUUGCCCUGGUCCGCGCUGAAUCGCCUGUAGUGGUUGGUUCCUAUAUCCCGGCCCAUGUCUGCACAUCACUCGAUACUAUACAUGUUAUGGAAAUCGAUUGGAGUCUUAUAAUCAUAGCUAGCGAACACUC